UUUGUUGUUCUUUGAGAAAACCGGAUCGUCUUCGAAGUUUUAUCUGGGGAAGGAAAUUUAAAAGGAAGGUGCAUUAUCUUGAGAGCAUCAAGAUACAUAUGGCUUCAUCAGAAGAAGCAGUGAAAAAUGAAAGUUCGUCCGUUCAGCCUAAUAAUAAUUCUUCGGAAACUUCGAAGCCUACACAGCAAGUAGUCACUAAUCCAAGCAAUAACACGGGAUCAUCGAAGGUAAGAGAAAUGAUUAUCCUACAGCACACUUUCUUGUUUGAAGACUUGCAAUUUUUACUUGCAAUCGAAGCAUUGUUGAAAAUCAGUGGGCGAGAAGGCGGCCACAUUAAUUGAAUUGAAAUGAUUGUUGGCUGUUCGACAGGACCGACGAGCUACUACUAACAAUAGUAAUAUGAAAGUUGUUCCCCGCUGACUUAGGGAGUCUACAUUCCGCUUAUUAUUAGCAAGUAAUGAUACACGGAAUGCGGACUUUACUAGUAGGGAAUAAUAAUUGCUACCCGGUGUAGUGAACCUUCAAAACCCAUCAAAACCUAAGCAUUGUAAAUAGAUUAUAAAUUUACGUUUUGGUACGUACACAGGGCACCCAUACAAUCCGUUUCUGUAACUGUUUGUAAUUUUAUAGUAAAUGUAUUGGAUUUAUUGGCGGCUUCCUCUGUAGUGAUUUAUCACCAGAUAUGUGCAUGAAUCCUCAGAUUGGUAUGUUGAACGAUUCCGAAGGAUUUUAAGUUUGCCUUUUACUGGGCCCCUCAAUAGGCACAGUUGAUCCACAUAUACGUAGUGAUACACCUAAUUGCAAUACAGUGUCUUUAAAAAAAAGGGAAAAAGGAAAAAGCCAAAUAGGAAUUAAUAAGGCCAAUUAAGCCACAUUCUCAGGGUGGAUUCAUUUACAGCCAUUGCAUUUCCCUGCUGGAAUUUUUUAUUGUUUUCCAGCUUUAAAACAAUAGCAAAUUCCCACAGGCAAAUACGACAUCCAUGUGCAAAUGCUUCAAAUGAAUCCAGACGUAACUAAUCGAUGAUGAAUGACAUCAAUGAGUAAUCGAUGAGUACUCGUUGGAUAAUCAAUUGGUUAGUCACUGAUUAUUCGCUAUAAUUAAUCGGUAAUUGAUGGCUAAAAAUUUUGCGGCCUAUCGAUUACUCAUCGAUGACUAAUUGAUGGCUAAAAAUUUUGUGGCCUAUCGAUUACUCAUCGAUGAUGUAAUGAUUAUCCAUUGGUUAGACAUUGAUUAUGCAUCUCAUACAAUUCUACCAAUUUUUUUUCUUAACUUAUUUCCGGUGAUAAAAAUUUACGUUAAUGGUUCUUGGCAAUAAUAAUAGCCAAAUAGGAAUUGAAUUUGCAUGUAGAAAACCAGCGAGUUACGGACAGCUCUGCUGAAAAUACUUCAACAGGCUACUUCAAAAUAAUAAAGUUUGAACAGCUGUUCAAGGAUUGGAAGAUUUCUGGUUUUCAUUCAAAAUCAGACUUACCUUUCAUCCUUCCAACAUCACACAACAGUUGUUUGUUUCUGUGUUUUAAAAUGUCUUGUGUUCAGAACAGUCACAUAGUUGCUUUCAUGGCUGCUGUAUUGUUUACAGCGGUUAUUUUUAACAAAAAUUACCCUGGGCACAUUAAAUCGACACGUGAAUACGUGAAUACAUUUGUAUAAUCAAGGUCUUGGAAUAAUUAAAGUCUCACAAAAGUCUCAUCCAAUAUUUGUUAUUAAAGGAAAGGUGUAGAUUGUUUUCACAUGAUAUCACAGUAGCCAUAUUGUUGUACAAAAUGCUGGAAUGCCGGCCAUGUUGGUGUACAGAAAAAGUCCUGUGGAGAUUGAACUCUUUUCUCUUGUAAAAACUUUUUUUCCAGCAAAUUUGUAUAGGCGCUGACCAUGUGAGUGAAAACAAACUAUUUAGGGUGUGUUCGAUUGACAGUAUUCUGGAAUAAGAAUAAAUGGAAUAAACUCUAGGAAUCAGUUGUUUUAUUCAUUGCAUUGCAUUGUCUAUAAAUACGCUUGAUUGCCAACAAGCCUCACGAAGAUAUGAGGCUGCGAUGGAGCAGCAUAAUCAAGCUGUGCGCAAAAUUUCUAUACAUACAUACAUAAAACUUUAUUUUAUCUCAAAUUACAGAGUAGCCAAAAAAAGGCCGAAUGAAUCUCAAAGCAAUGUAACAUAAGGUAGUGUAAGGUAGCUUUUAUGACGUAAUGCAGAACAGAGAAUUCAUUGUUCUUGAGUGAACACAAUCAUGCGUGAAAGUUCCAAGGCAGAAUGAAUCUCGAAGCAAUGUAAAUGAUAAAUGAUGGACAGAUGACUGACCUGCAGUCUGCAUUCUUGUAAAUUACGGUGAUUCAUGACAUUUCUAAACAAAUUGAACAGCACUCACAUUUAGGUAAAAUCUUGCUCAUUGGCACUUAGCAAUAGCUAUAAGUAGUAUAAAAUAUGUUGAUGUAUGUAGCAUUUAAGUGGUCCAAAAAUCACAGUACAACAGAUCUGUAACAAAAUUUGGAGGUAUUCCUAUUCUGGUAAUAUGCUCAAUCAAACGCAUCCUAAAAGAAUCACCUACUUCAUACCUUUUUCUAAACAGGUAAUACACAUUCAGUUUGUAAGCAUUAAAGGCAAGUAGCUAAUCGGUGUUUCCUCUUCUGUAUUUAGAAGCCAAACUACAUACUGAAGUAUACAUUAGCUGGUCAUACAAAAGCUAUUUCCUCCGUGAAGUUUAGUCCAAAUGGUGACUGGCUGGCAAGCUCUUGUAAGUUACUUGUGAUCUUGGUAAUUCUAGUAUUCUUAGGCACUGAUUUCUUUGUUUCACAAGUGGUAUUUAAUAAUUAUUAAACCUAUGUCACUACAUUUCAACUUGACUUGCUUAAUAUCAGAGAUUUUUUCUGCUGACUAUGUGUACAAUGUAUGUUGUUAGUGAUUGACUUGUGUUGGGAGAUUUAUAGCAAAUAAUUGCUUUGUGCAAAGCUAAGGAUGCUGUGGGGUGAUAUAAGAGUCUUUUCUUUACAAGUUUUGCCCUUUGAAUUUGUAAUCAAGUGGUAUUAUAUUGAACUGCUUGCUUAUAGCAUUUCAUGUGUAGACCCAAAAAGUUAGACACUUUGUAACUAGACUUCUCUGUCAUUAAUUAAUGCAUUUAUUAUUUAUUCUCAUUAGACAUUGAUUAAAAACUUGCAAAUUCUUUAGCUACUCUUUUUUUCCUAAACAGCUGCUGACAAGUACAUAAAAAUAUGGGGAGCUUAUGAUGGGAAGUUUGAGAAGACUAUAUCAGGACACAAAUUGGUAUGGCGUGUUGGUUUAUAAUUAAUUUUAAUUUAUGCCUUUAUGUUUGUGGACAGUCAUAUACUUCCUUAGUCACAAAAUCCUCAAAUAUUAAUAAAGUGUGACAUUCUUGGAACAAGUGUUGGAUUGGAGAGGCAGUGCCUUGUGUCAUGCACAGCUAAUUAUAAACUUAAAUUAAUAAUUUCAUGGUAAAUUUACUUUUGUGAACCACACUCAGUGAUAUUGAGGUAUCUGGAUCCAGAUUUCAGCUCUUGAAUCUGAAAUUUGGUUUUAGCUUCUAGUAUGCAGAUUCAGUUCCUUGCAAAUAAAUGCAGCCUACACUUUCCAGUUGUGCUGUUAGGUACAGGUACAUUUGUGACACAACUCUCAAGAAAAAUAGCACAAGAUGACCAACAAAACUCCAAAAGACCUUCCACAAUGAAACUGGAAUGACCCAUGUGAACUUGUACUCUUGACUUCUGCUGCAGAGUGUUACAUCACUUUGUGUUGUUUACAAUUAGAUGGUUAUUAAUAAAAGUGUUAUGUUAUAAAAUACUUUAAACAAUGGGUGCUUGCUUAAAAGCAUGGUGUUUAAGUUAGGAAGGAAUGAUAUUUAUUGAAAUAAAUGACACUAAAUUGGUUGAAGAGAAAGUUUUAUGAUUAACUUAAAUAGUUUGCUUUUUUUUGUUUUCAGGGAAUAUCAGAUGUAUCUUGGUCUUCAGAUUCAAAGCUGCUUGUUUCAGCAUCAGAUGAUAAAACCCUUAAAAUCUGGGAUUUUGCUACUGUAAGUUGAAGGAGGAAUACCUCUCCUUUUAGUCAACUUUGGGCUGGUUAUGGCCUAAUAUAUUUUUUGUUCAAACACAACUUAACUUAGUUAAGGCCGUAUAUACAAAAGAAGAAACAAAUUCAAUACCUGAAUGCCCGUGCUCUUCCAGUUUGUUCCAUUAUUGACAGUACCACAAAUAUCUGGCUUUUGUUUUUUCUGUCACAAAGGUUUUGUUUCUUUAGUACCACAGUUUUAAUGUACUUUGUCUCUCAAGUACCACCGCGGCAGUGUUAGCUCAGUUGGUAGAGCGUGUUGACUGCAGAGUGGGAGGUCGCGGGUUCGAUUCUUGGGGCCAGACCAAUACUCAGGGUCUUAAAAUAACUGAGAAAUGAAGGUACUCCCUUUGCACUGCAAUAGGCUAGACCUUCGCGUGGCUCGGAUGACCACGUAAAGUGGUGGUCCCGUCUCCAGUUGGAGACAUAAUAUAGUGUCCCCAAUUAGUACUUUCGUGCUAAAUACAUUGACACUCAAAUAAAAAAGUGCAUUUUUUUUACAGGCCUAAUGUACAGUGUAGAUGUGUAACAAGUCAAAAUUAAAUUCAGGUUGAAGUUGUUUAAACCUACAAUAAAUUAGGUUGAUUCCCAAUUUCCUUUGUCUCCAAGCCGUCAUUCACAAUCAACCUAGAUUAAAAAAAUUUAACCUGAAUAUAAUUUUGACCUGUAUCAUAUGUACAUGUUGGGCAGUGAGUUGAUAGGACUAUGAUAUAAGUGUAGCUUCAGUGAAAAACAAAGAUAACUCAUGUGUGAUUUGUGACUCAUCUCUUUGCUCUAUAACAUUAAUUUUGACCAAUACAUUUUCUCCUGUGAUUUUCUUCAAAUGUCAUUAUUGUUUAUCUGUGCCUCCUUUGUUAUUUGAUCAUAGGGAAAAUGUCUCAAGACUCUGAAAGGUCAUAGCAAUUAUGUAUUUUGUUGCAACUUUAAUCCUCAAUCUAACCUCAUUGUGUCAGGCUCGGUGAGUAUUGUUGUAGUCUUCAGUAUGUCCCAACUUCUUAAACAGGCAACAAACAGAACUUAGUGACCAUUGAUAUUUAAUUAUUAAACAUGUAGUAGGUUAACCAACCAGCUCUUGGAAUUUUUGUAGAUUAAAAAAUGCCCUUUGAUGCCACUUAAAGGGAGCAAAGCUACAGUUUGUUUUCUAUAUUUUUUAAAAAACUAAGAGUAUGUUUGCUCUCAUCUGUUAUGCAAACAUAAAUAUUUUUUCUUCAAAGUUUGUAUUUAUUGAAAAAUAGAAAAAAGUAAGGCAUAGUUGACCUCCUCCCUGUUAUGCUCCGCUGCACAGUGGUGUACUGAAGUAAAACAAUGUCCAACCACACUGUAAUGAGGAGGAUUUUGCCAGCCUUGAUUUUUUAUUCUUUUUGUAGUUUGAUGAGAGUGUGCGCAUUUGGGAUGUUAAGACAGGGAAAUGCUUAAAGACGCUGCCAGCUCAUUCAGAUCCUGUAACAGCGGUACUAAGACAAUAGUAUCAUUAAUUUUAAGGGCCCUCUGACCUAUCUUUUUCUUUGUUUCUAACACUCUCUCAGAACAAGUUGUUUAAUUAGCUAACAAAACAACAGAUUCAAUGUCUCUUGUCCUAAAAACCAAAGCAGGUGUAAUUCCAUGAAUGCUCACCUUGGAAUUGAAUUUGAAAAAUAGAUUCUAGACUUGAACGGUCUCAAGUCUUUUGGUAUUGUAGCUUUUGACUGUGUCGCACAGCCAUCAUUAGUAAUGAAUGCUCAGUGUUGUUACAUUAAAUAGUAGAAAUAAACCCACAUCUCAGGUGUGUUUUUAAGGUCAAUAAAAGUACAGGUUUGUGAGACCUUCCCGGCACCAUUAUUUGGUCAAGAAAAUACAGUAGUAGGUUUAACAAUGCCUGCUGUGUUGUAUUUCACAACAGGUUCAUUUCAAUAGAGAUGGUGCCUUGAUAGUUUCAAGUAGUUAUGAUGGCCUUUGGUAAGUUUCACUCAUACAGUCAAACUCUGCUCACUGGGCAAGAAAGCUCAAAAUGUUAUGUACCAAAGAAAACCUUUGGUACUUGACUGGGACAACUGGACGGGCCAUGUCAAGUGCCAUGGUUAUUGUUUUCAACUUGUUCUCUUUUUACCUGUAUUUCAUGCUGUGCUAUGACUACUGAAGACUUAUUUCUUUCUUCCUGUAUUGAUGACAACUUUAUUUGCAUAAAAAUAGAUCCAAGGCAAAAAAGAAGGAUGGGUGCAAAAAGGGUGUUAACAGAGAGGAACUGAGUCCUCAUACAAGCCUGACCCUCUCCCUAAAGAUAUAAUAUUCAAUAUGUAAACUAUGAUUUAAAAUUCUAAACUUGCUCUUUAAAGGGUAUAAUAAGCUCACUGGAUGUUUAUUGAAUGGCCUAUUUCUUCACUUGGAAACUGAAAGGAAGAGUGUAUGAGACAAAUAAUAAGUGAAACAAGCAUGUGCUUGAAGUGGAUGAUGUGGGGGUAAAGAGCCUUGCACUCCACAUAGACAAGUGUGUCUAGUUUCUUCUUUUGUAUUGUAAAAGUAUUAGAAAAUAGAUCGCUGUUUUAUGUGAGCACUGGCCUUAAUUACCUGUAGUUGGAGAUCUUUAUGUGUGUCUCUAUUGAUGAUGUCUUCUUGUUCAUUUUUUUCCAUAGUCGUAUUUGGGAUACUGCCUCUGGGCAAUGCCUCAAGACUUUAAUAGGUUAGUUUUGUGCUGUUUUAAUUAUUAUUGAGGUCAUGUCUGUUAACUAAGACUGGCUGAAUAUUAAAGUGGCUUGAAUAGUCAUGAGUAAUAAUAAUAAUAAUAAUAAUAAUAAUAAUAAUAAUAAUAAUAAUAAUAAUAAUAAUAAUAAUAAUAAUAAUAAUAAUAAUAAUAAUAAUGAGUCUUUAUUUCACCAAAAGAUAAAACUACAUAUCUUAUGUUACAAUAAGAGAAGAUAAAAACUAUGAUAAAAAUACCUACGUUAUAUGUAUAUAUUAAAAAAGUGUAUCAUUACAAUAAAUGGAGCUUAAAAAUCAACCUAUUAACAAAUGUGUUCAUAAAACGCUCUGUAUUAAUUUUUGGGCGUACGCAGCCUUUUUUCCUAAGAUUAUGUACAUACGUCUUCUGGACAGGAAUGAUAUCUUUUAGUGGGUGGCAAUCCGUUGAUAUUAAUUUCUUUAAAAUGUUUUGGUCUUGUUUAUUUAUAAGAUUCUUGAUAAAAACUGGAAAUGAAAUAAAUGAGUGGUCCUCAAUCUACAAUCUACAUGUGUGUGUAUUGUUGAAAUGUAUUAUUCACAAUGAACAACAAUAAUAAAGUUUGACCAGACUAGAAUAAUAUUAGUGGUUCAGACGUCCAGUUUUUAUACUUUUAUAAAAAAUCUGCCCCAGCACGAGUACACAAGGUUGACAAUGUUAAAAAAGGAAAAGCAUGGAUAUGACAGGUAAAAGGAAGUGUAUGAGGAGCAUUCUUAGGUUUUAGUGUGUGAAUUUAAUGUAUGAAAGUUAGAGUUAGAGACGUGGUCUUUUCCUGUGGUUUGUUGUCCUCAGUCUUAUUUCAUACUGCCCUCCUGUAAUCAGGAGUCAUUAGGGGUAAUGACUGGAUUGUUCAUGUCUUCUUCCCUUCUAGAUGAUGAUAAUCCUCCUGUGUCAUUUGUGAAGUUUUCUCCCAAUGGAAAGUACAUACUAGCAGCAACAUUAGAUAAGUAGGUUCUUCUUCAUUUUUGUUGUCCAUACUCACCGUCAUUUUCUUUGAGCGAAAGAAACUGCUUGUUAUGAAGAAGGAUGCAGAACUAGUGUCAGUAUCAAAUUGUUGAGACUUGUUCAUCAACAGGCCGUUCCCUCAUAGUUCACCCUUUUUGUGCUUCCCUAACUGAUAAUGGUAAAGAAGACGACAAACUGAAGAAAAUUAAGGUCAUGCUUUUAAUAAAAAUAUUUAUACAAUAAUAUACAUCAAAAGGAUGAUAAUGUGGCCCUGUGUUAUAGCUAAUGUUGUUACCUGCUCAGUAUUUAUGAGUGUAUUGUUACUGGUAUUUGCAGCACCUUGAAACUAUGGGAUUAUAGCAAAGGAAAGUGUCUGAAAACUUAUACUGGUCACAAGAAUNUUAUGUACAUACGUCUUCUGGACAGGAAUGAUAUCUUUUAGUGGGUGGCAAUCCGUUGAUAUUAAUUUCUUUAAAAUGUUUUGGUCUUGUUUAUUUAUAAGAUUCUUGAUAAAAACUGGAAAUGAAAUAAAUGAGUGGUCCUCAAUCUACAAUCUACAUGUGUGUGUAUUGUUGAAAUGUAUUAUUCACAAUGAACAACAAUAAUAAAGUUUGACCAGACUAGAAUAAUAUUAGUGGUUCAGACGUCCAGUUUUUAUACUUUUAUAAAAAAUCUGCCCCAGCACGAGUACACAAGGUUGACAAUGUUAAAAAAGGAAAAGCAUGGAUAUGACAGGUAAAAGGAAGUGUAUGAGGAGCAUUCUUAGGUUUUAGUGUGUGAAUUUAAUGUAUGAAAGUUAGAGUUAGAGACGUGGUCUUUUCCUGUGGUUUGUUGUCCUCAGUCUUAUUUCAUACUGCCCUCCUGUAAUCAGGAGUCAUUAGGGGUAAUGACUGGAUUGUUCAUGUCUUCUUCCCUUCUAGAUGAUGAUAAUCCUCCUGUGUCAUUUGUGAAGUUUUCUCCCAAUGGAAAGUACAUACUAGCAGCAACAUUAGAUAAGUAGGUUCUUCUUCAUUUUUGUUGUCCAUACUCACCGUCAUUUUCUUUGAGCGAAAGAAACUGCUUGUUAUGAAGAAGGAUGCAGAACUAGUGUCAGUAUCAAAUUGUUGAGACUUGUUCAUCAACAGGCCGUUCCCUCAUAGUUCACCCUUUUUGUGCUUCCCUAACUGAUAAUGGUAAAGAAGACGACAAACUGAAGAAAAUUAAGGUCAUGCUUUUAAUAAAAAUAUUUAUACAAUAAUAUACAUCAAAAGGAUGAUAAUGUGGCCCUGUGUUAUAGCUAAUGUUGUUACCUGCUCAGUAUUUAUGAGUGUAUUGUUACUGGUAUUUGCAGCACCUUGAAACUAUGGGAUUAUAGCAAAGGAAAGUGUCUGAAAACUUAUACUGGUCACAAGAAUGAAAAAUACUGUAUAUUUGCUAAUUUCUCAGUCACAGGAGGCAAGGUAACCAUUACUUUUACUCAGUUGUACCUUGGCCAGAUAAUGGCAUAUUAUCACCCCCUAAAAGUCACCAACUACUGUAAUCACAAAAAACCCAACCUUUUCAUUUGACGGUAGUUCAUUGUAGCACAGGAUAACUGAAAAGGUUUGCAUUAAAGGUUUGCAGUGCAUUUUGCAUGAAACGUGUAUUUGCAGAGUUCAAACUGGCAAUGAAAGGAAAGAUGUAGGAAUAUCAUGAAAUGUUGUUUGCAUUCAGUGAAUGCCUCUAUUUCUCCAGUAGGGGUCCCACGUGUGACUGCCUGAUAAGGAUGUCAUUCUAGUCUUAGACAAUGAUUGAUCAAAGGGGACCAAAAAAGUUAAAAAUCCCAAUUGGCAGAAUAGAAACCAGUUGGUUAUUUCCAAGUGUGGAUGAGGUAUGAACUCUGGACUUCCCAGAACAACCACAGCCAGUUUACAGAAUGGGACUAGAACCCAGAACCUCUGGAUUGUUUGUUGUUUUUCAUUUGUAUGUAAAUUCCCUAAAGUGUUCUGCUAAUAAAGCAUAAAAAUCUGUCCGACACGCUGACCACUCUGCCAUAUAAUCUCCUUAACUGAAUUCAUAUGCACAAGUUCGAUUUCAAAGAACAGUUGAGAAAUGUUAUUAAGUGUUCACCGAAAUCUGGACUGACAAAAAACUAACCUUUUUUUUACUUUAUCUGUAGAAAAUUGAAUUUGCACUUGCCUCUUUACUUGUAUUUUCAGUGGAUAGUGUCAGGAUCAGAAGAUAAUAUGGUGUAUAUUUGGAACCUGCAAUCCAAGGAAGUGGCACAGACAUUAGAGGGUCACAGUGGUAUGUGAUUUUUUUUUUGGAGGGGGAGGGGAGGGGGGGGGGGACAGAGAGGUCAAAACCUUCUGCCUCCCUUACUUUGCAUUCGCAGCUCCCGGCCUUUAUUUCUUGGUUACUUCCUUUUAGCCUUUUUUUUUUAGCGAGGUAUCAAGCGCUCCCUCUUUUCUCCCUUUUUCCAAUAUCGUGUUGUUACUUGUGGUCAGAAGUGUGUUCUGACAAACAACAUAUUUUAUUGUAGUUGGGGCUGGCAGAUCGCGGGUAGGGUGCAAUUAAGUUUGAGGGUCAGGGGCUUUGUUUUUUGUGUUUUUGGGGGGGGGGGGGGGGGGGGGGGACAGAGAGGUCCAAACCUUCUGCCUCUCUUACCUUGCAUUCGCAGCUCCCGGCUCUUAUUUCUUGGUUACCUCCUUUUAGCCUUUUUUCUUCAGCGAGGUAUCAAGCUCCCUCUCAUUUCUCCCAUUUCCCACUCCUCUAGAACUCCCACUUCUCGCUCUUUCCAUUCCCGCUUCCCGUACCUCUCCCGCUCCUUAUUCUCCCAACCUUCUGUACUCCCCUACUAAUACACUGUCUUCACAAUAGCCUUUCCACAGACGUUUUUUCUCUUUUUUUUUUGUGGGGGCGGGGGUGGGGAGGGUUUGGGAAGUGCAAGAGCAUGAGCAAAGCGCGAGUGCCCACCCCACCGUCUUGCGUUGGCGGUCAAUAUUCCCCACCCUUUGGAGCAAAUAAUAGUUUCUUAGAGACUAGUACUCGCUAUUAUGGUUGUUGUCUCAAAUACGUGGUGAAAUAAUCCCUACCCUCAUCUUCGUGAUGGCGUAUCCACAGUAUUUCUAUUUUACGAGCGGCGCAAAGGUAACUUAGUUUUUCUGUUAAAAUUGGUGUUUUGAAUUGCAGAUGUGGUCCUUUGCUCCGCUUGCCAUCCAACAGAAAACAUCAUUGCAUCUGGUGCUCUGGAAAACGACAAAACUAUAAAAAUCUGGAAAUCUGACUCAUAGCAGACUACUUGCAGAUCCCGCCGGCAUUCAUUGUUAAUAUGGAAAUAUGUACAGUCUACAGCCUCACCAAACUCAAAAUUCUUGAGAACUUCUGCAUAUAUGUUAUGUGUAGAUGCCUUUUACAUAGGACUUCUAGCAGCAGGUCUUGCUCUAGACUUUCCCUGUAUAUUAUAGGGACAUGAGGGUCUGAAAGACCGAGUUAUAUGGAAUCCCAAGUUUGGACAUUACUAAUAAGUAAUGAAAAUUACAUAAAACCAUCUUAUCCUUUUUUUGAAAGUUUAAUUAUCGAUGCUUCUGUUCUUAACCGUGUUUUCUUCACAGUUUGUGUGGUACUGCUGAAAAUAGUGAGUGUAAAGUUCAAGACAUUUUCCUCGCUUGUAAUCGAUUCAUUUAAUCUUUCAAUCGUUAUGAUUUAUUAAGCAAACAUUCUUACAGUAAGGAGAAAUUAAAUGCUGAUCGCUAUAAGGAACAGCGCAGACUGCUCCCUCUAAUAUUAGCCGGCUCAGCUCUAGGAACAGGGAGAAAUGAAAGUGCGCGGGGAACGAUGGGAAGGGGAAAGAGAGGACGUGAGGCUUGGCGAGAGU
This is a messenger RNA of Porites evermanni, 11524 nucleotides long. NCBI's taxonomy places the organism in Eukaryota, Metazoa, Cnidaria, Anthozoa, Scleractinia, Poritidae. The record is from the annotation of a GenBank genome assembly.